AUGCUGCUUAGUGGAUGUUCAUGUAUUACGGUAGAUCGCCCGAACAUCGUCGGACAGAACCAUCCUUCCUCACUGGCUUCUACCAAUGGACCGUCAAGAAGAAAUAGCAGCAUUACUGGAGCAGCGACGGCCAACGAAUCGUCGACCCCGGUGCCUAUUUCUGAUCUCUCCCAUAUGGCGUUUCAGUCAUUGAUGAAAUUGGAUAAUCAUGACCACGCUCAGAACCAAGCCAAGAAAGUCAAGCGAAGGAAGCGUCGUAAAAGUACGAAACAUCGGCUGCGUCAACGACAGAACAGAAACGAGAGGGAAAGGCUGCAAGUGCCGCAGACCCAACGGAUGCCUCCGGACAAGCCUGGAAUGGUCAUCGCAACGGCUGACGCCUUCCAGAAAGACAUGUGCCGCACGAUGCGUCUGAAACAAAGGAUUAGCGUACGUGGAUGUGUCUCAAAAACGGUCGUCAAUUCAUUUUGUUAUGGCCAGUGUAAUUCUUUUUUCAUUCCUGAGCCCAGAGGAUUCGGAACUCGUCUUCGGCCGGCAUUUGAGUCUUGCUCCGUCUGCAAACCGAGGGAGCUGACCCGCAUAACGAUUAAGCUGCACUGUCCUAUGAGAGAACGGACCGUCUUGACUCGCACGUACCUGAAAGUAAAGCGUUGCGUUUGCACUCCCCAGUUUGUGGAAGAAAUGCGUUCUGCACAAGAGUUUCUGCUACGCCAAGGCCGAAGGAAGUGCCAGAAGUCAGACGCACAGGUUUUCAGGCAUCGCUUCCACGAGGUUCCGGAGGUCGCUGUAGUUUCAAUGGCAUCGUCUGCACAGUUUUCGGAGCCAAUGGCUUCCUUGGUCGUCGGAUCGUGA
Soboliphyme baturini is the source of this 852-nucleotide messenger RNA. Lineage: Eukaryota; Metazoa; Nematoda; Enoplea; Dioctophymatida; Soboliphymatidae. The record is from the annotation of a GenBank genome assembly.